CACAGAGCGGGGUGGGGGUAGAGUGGCAGCGCGGCGUUGCCCUUCCCCGCCGGCGCCUCGCUGGUCGCUUCCGGGUUCGCCAUGGGCUCCGGCGGGCGCCUCCGUGGGGCGCUCGCGCUGGUGACAGGGGGGGGCGGGGGCAUCGGGCGCGCCGUGUGCGCGCGCCUGGCCCGCGAGGGGGCGCGCGUGGCCGUGGCCGAUCGCGCCGAGGGGGGGGCGGGGGACACGGCGCGGGGGCUGCGGCCCCUCCCCCCCACGGGCCCCCCCCACGCGGCCUUCGCCGUGGACGUGACCUCGGCCACCAGCGUCACCCGCCUGCUGGAGCAGGUCCAGGAGCACUUUGGGGACCCCCCCGGGGUCCUCGUGUCCUGCGCGGGGGUGACAAGGGACGAGUUCCUGCUGCGGCUGGGGGAGGGGCCCUGGCAGGAGGUGCUGGGGGUCAACCUGACGGGGACGUUUCUGGUGACACAAGCGGUGGCCCGAGCUCUGGUGGCCACGGGCGCCCCCGGCGGCUCCAUCAUCCACGUGGGCAGCGUGGUGGGCAAGGUGGGGAACCUGGGCCAGGUUCACUACGCGGCGUCCAAGGCCGGAGUGCAGGGACUGACCCGCAGCUGCGCCAAGGAGCUGGCCAGGUUCGGGAUCCGCUGCAACGUGGUGCUGCCCGGGUUCAUUGUCACCCCCAUGACCGACAAAGUGCCACCAAAAGUGCUGCAGAAGUUUGCAGGGAUGGUGCCGCUGGGACGUCUCGGGGACCCCGAGGACGUGGCCGAUGUCAUCGCGUUCCUGGCGUCCCCCGAGAGCAGCUACAUCACGGGGGCCAGCGUGGAGGUGACAGGGGGUCUCUUCAUGUGACGGAUCCGGCCCCGCCCCGUGUCACCCUCCCCCCAAAUAAACGGGGUGAAGCCCCUCCCCCA
Molecule: messenger RNA, 914 nt
Organism: Columba livia (rock pigeon)
Lineage: Eukaryota; Metazoa; Chordata; Aves; Columbiformes; Columbidae
Gene: HSD17B8
Product: hydroxysteroid 17-beta dehydrogenase 8
Exons: 9
Coding region: 82-852 (256 amino acids)
Biological process (GO): estrogen biosynthetic process
Molecular function (GO): estradiol 17-beta-dehydrogenase [NAD(P)+] activity
Source: RefSeq, a predicted model, not a curated record